AUGAAUAUUAUGGAAAGUCCCAAGAAGCAGGAGGUGCGAACACUGGGGAGCGGAGCCUGGGACAAUCCUGCCUACAGCAACCCUCCUUCCCCGAAUGGGACCCUGAGGAUCUGCACUGUCUCCAGUGUGGCUCUCUCUGAGCCUCAACCCAAAAAGCCAGAAGUCAGACACCAAGAGAAGCCACAGAGAACCCUGGUGCCCAGCUGCUGUCUCCAUAUCUGUCGGAGCAUCAGAGGACUGUGGGGGACAACGCUGACUGAGAACACAGCGGAGAACAGAGAGCUUUAUGUCAAGACCACCCUGAGGGAGCUUGUGGUGUACAUCGUGUUCCUCGUGGACGUCUGUCUGUUGACCUAUGGAAUGACAAGUUCAAGUGCCUAUUACUACACCAAAGUGAUGUCUGAGCUGUUCCUACGAACCCCAUCAGACUCUGGAGUCUCCUUCCAGACCAUCAGCAGCAUGUCCGACUUCUGGGAUGGCCCACUCCUGGACAGUUUGUAUUGGACAAAGUGGUACAACAACCAGAGCCUGGGGCAUGGCUCCCACUCGUUCAUCUACUAUGAGAACCUGCUCCUGGGGGCCCCGCGAUUGCGGCAGCUGCGGGUGCGCAACGAUUCCUGUGUGGUUCAUGAAGACUUCCGGGAGGACAUUUUGAACUGUUACAAUGUCUACUCUCCGGACAAAGAAGAUCAGCUCCCCUUUGGACCUCUCAACGGCACAGCGUGGACAUACCAUUCCCAGAACGAGCUGGGGGGCUCCUCCCACUGGGGCCGGCUCACAAGCUACGGUGGAGGUGGCUACUACAUGGACCUUCCAGGAUCCCGGCAAGCCAGUGCAGAGGCGCUCCAAGGACUCCAGGAGGGACUGUGGUUAGACAGGGGCACUCGGGUGGUGUUUAUCGACUUCUCCGUCUACAAUGCCAACAUCAAUCUUUUCUGUAUCCUGAGACUGGUGGUAGAGUUCCCGGCCACAGGAGGGACCAUCCCUUCCUGGCAGAUCCGCACGGUUAAGCUGAUCCGCUAUGUGAAUAACUGGGACUUCUUCAUUGUGGGCUGUGAAGUCGUCUUCUGUGUCUUCAUCUUUUACUAUGUGGUGGAGGAAAUCCUGGAAAUCUACAUGCACCGGCUUCGCUACCUCAGCAACGUCUGGAACAUUCUGGACCUGGUGGUCAUCUUGCUCUCCAUCAUGGCUGUGGGUUUCCACAUAUUCCGAACCCUGGAAGUGAACCGACUGAUGGGAAAGCUCCUGCAGCAGCCAGACACUUAUGCGGACUUUGAGUUCCUGGCCUUCUGGCAGACUCAGUAUAAUAACAUGAAUGCAGUCAACAUUUUCUUUGCUUGGAUCAAGAUAUUCAAGUACAUCAGCUUCAACAAGACCAUGACCCAGCUCUCCUCCACCCUGGCUCGCUGUGCCAAGGACAUCCUGGGCUUCGCCAUCAUGUUCUUCAUCGUCUUCUUUGCCUACGCCCAGCUUGGCUACCUGCUUUUCGGGACCCAAGUGGAAAACUUUAGCACUUUCGUCAAGUGCAUCUUCACUCAGUUCCGGAUAAUCCUUGGGGAUUUUGACUACAAUGCAAUCGACAAUGCCAACCGAAUCCUGGGCCCUGUGUACUUCGUCACCUAUGUCUUCUUCGUCUUCUUUGUGCUCCUGAACAUGUUCCUGGCCAUCAUCAACGACACAUACUCAGAGGUCAAGGAGGAGCUGGCUGGCCAGAAGGAUCAGUUGCAGCUUUCUGACUUCCUGAAGCAGAGCUACAACAAGACCCUACAAAGACUGCGCCUAAGGAAAGAGCGGGUUUCAGAUGUGCAGAAGGUCCUGAAGGGUGGGGAACCGGAGAUCCAGUUUGAAGAUUUCACCAACACCUUGAGGGAGCUCGCAAGGAGAGUUCUGCAGCUGCAGCGUGUUCUGGAAGGAGUUGUGUCGCAGGUUGAUGCUGUGGGCUCAAAGCUGAAGAUGCUGGAGAGGAAAGGGGAGCUGGCUACCACCCCAGGAACGGCAAGAGGAGCCAGCUGUUUGGGAGAACCUGUAUAA
This is a messenger RNA of Apodemus sylvaticus (European woodmouse), 2031 nucleotides long. RefSeq names its product polycystin 2 like 1, transient receptor potential cation channel (gene Pkd2l1). Gene Ontology annotation, molecular function: calcium ion binding; muscle alpha-actinin binding; calcium-activated potassium channel activity. The coding region runs from base 1 to 2031 and encodes 676 amino acids. Gene Ontology annotation, cellular component: membrane. Gene Ontology annotation, biological process: potassium ion transmembrane transport; detection of mechanical stimulus. The transcript is spliced from 13 exons. The record is from RefSeq and is a predicted model, not a curated record. NCBI's taxonomy places the organism in Eukaryota, Metazoa, Chordata, Mammalia, Rodentia, Muridae.